AUGUAUUGGGAUCCGUAUAACUUGUUGUAUGCCAAGAUGUACAAGUUUGUGGUCAUUGGAGGACUUUUAUUCGUCUUGAGCUGUUUCUCCAUGCUUGUUCUCUUUUCCUCCACUCGAAAGAAUCAAGUCAUGAAUGUAUUCAUUCCACACUCUGUUGCUGCUAAUGACUGUCAUUCCUCCAUGAGAGGUGCUUCCACUCAUCAAGUACAAGACGACGACGAACAAGUUGCUCUCGAAAGCACUCAAACUCCUCCACCACUCUCUUUAUUCUACAGUUCGUAUCAAUGCAACAAGUAUCAAGAAGGAAUUGGUCACUCGGUUCCAGACAUUUAUCCCAAACACACUUUAUUCGCUCAAUGUUCCUUUCAAAAUUUGUGUUUGAAUCGAAGAGGACAAUGGGUGUUGUUUUUAGAUAAUGACACAGCACCAACCUCUGAAUGGAUCUCUCGUGUCAAUGAACAAGUGUGGGUCUAUACACAACCACGUGUACACUCCUCUCGAGGUGAUAUGAUCAUUAAAGUGUAUGGAGAUGGUCCAGUCCAACUUGUGUCAACAUCCAAAACUGGAAGUUCCAAAUCGAGUGUAGACAGCAACAAUAUCAAGAACAACAACUAUGAAAAACCAACACGACCUCGAGCCAUGAUCAAUCUUUCUCCUGAUUUUAAAUAUAUAUCAAGUCCCUCCUUCUUAACGCAUAGAUACGUGGCAGGAAAUGUAGGUCACGUGUUGAUGGAUGGAAUGACUGAAGCCAUGAUCAAUAUGGUCAUGUUCAAAUUACAAGAAUACACAGAGAUGAAUAUCGUUUUUUUAGAGGAUAUUCAUGACGACUCGUAUCAUUCAGAAAAUUGGGUGGCUGCCUAUAAUUACGACAAGAACAUGUCAGACAAGUAUUCGAUUGACUUUUUUGGAUUAAUGUCCAACAAACCAGUGUUGCAAAAAUGUUCCACAUCCACAGGUUGGACAGUGACCAAAGCUCCAUGUAGAAAUCAAAUACCUACGACUAUCAAUGAAGAUAAUAAGGAUGAGCUUACUGUUUGCUUUAAGAAUGCCAUUGCUGGAAUGUCACGACCUUAUUUAUUAUCAGCUAUUGGUGCUGAGGUCAUUAAUGAACCACUUCGAACAUUGGUUUCCAAAGUAACUGGAAUCAAUUUUGAAUAUAAGGCCUCUACCAAACAGGAAAUUGUUGUUGCCAUUCAUAACAAACCAAAACAAGGAAGGCACGGAGAAAUCAUUUGGAAUUUUGAAGAAGUAUAUUCCAUGAUUGCUGAGAGAUUACCAAAGGAAGAGUUCAUUGUCAAUGUGUUGAAAAAGAAAGUACGAGUGGUCGAUCUUCACUUAGAAGGAAUGAAUGCAAGACAACAAGUACAAUUCUUUUCUCAAGUUGAUGUUUAUAUUGUGGAUCAAGGAAGUGCCUCUUACAUGACCAUGUUUUUACCAAGAAAUGCCAUUGUGAUACAAGCACCUGAUUGCAGAUAUAGAGAGGACAAGUCCAAAUUCUGCUACGAUCGAUUUUCACAAUAUGCUUAUACAUUUUCUCAUGUCAAAAUGUACCCAUUCUUGAGCUUGUUACCAUCAUCAAUGAAAACCAUUGACUGUAAUCCAAGACCAACAGCAGAGGAAACGAAUUGUGAUCCAAUUCUUCCACCUGAGGUGACCUACAAUGCAGUGGUUAGUACCUUGACAGAACGGUUUAAGGAAUUACUGUAUCGAAAAUAUUAA
This is a messenger RNA of Naegleria lovaniensis, 1719 nucleotides long. RefSeq lists its product as uncharacterized. Lineage: Eukaryota; Heterolobosea; Eutetramitea; Acrasida; Naegleriidae. Bases 1 to 1719 code for a protein of 572 amino acids. Gene Ontology annotation, molecular function: glycosyltransferase activity. The transcript is spliced from 2 exons. The record is from RefSeq and is a predicted model, not a curated record.